Molecule: messenger RNA, 4081 nt
Organism: Cydia pomonella (codling moth)
Lineage: Eukaryota; Metazoa; Arthropoda; Insecta; Lepidoptera; Tortricidae
Product: adhesive plaque matrix protein-like
Exons: 3
Coding region: 1144-3945 (933 amino acids)
Source: RefSeq, a predicted model, not a curated record
AAGUACUUAAAUAGGUACUUACUCCAAGAAGAAGGAGCAGAGGAUCCCAUGGCGAUCAGGUCAGUCUGAUCAGAUCUGAUGAUGAAAUCCCGGAGAUAUUGGGGGAAAAUUUCAAUACGUAUAUACAAUUCCAUAUAAUGAUUUGUAUAUUCCUUAAUAAGUUUUUUUUUUAUAUUCUCUUGGAUAGUCACAUUCGGGGAACUCGUGACGAGGAGUAAAAGUUUUUUGAAGUUGUUUUUUUUGUUUAAGGUAAUAUUUUCCUUGAGAGAAUGGACGAAGAUCGGAACGUAAAAAGAGCGUACCUGGGUCGCCUAGCAGGAGGACGUCCUAUCGGACGCCCUAGGUAUCGCUGGAGCGACAUGGUGGAGGCGGAUCUGCGCGAGCUUCGAGUCGACAAUUGGCGAGAGGUCGCACAGGACCGAGAAAAGUAGCGCUGUCUUGUGUCGGAGGCCAAGUCUCAUUUUGGGUCGCUGAGCCAACGGAGUAGUAGUAGUAAUAUUUUCUAAAGUUUUUUAAGUCGUGUGGCUUUUUGACGGGCUGCUGAAUUUUUCUCACAACUUUUUUUUGUUCUCACCAUAAUUUUAUAUCAGGAACAGCAAUCAUCGCUUUAUUCCAGCUAAUCCUCUAAACUUGUAACGUAUAAUUAAGAUAUAUUUCACAUAUCCUGCGGGCCCCUUUGUUCAACCUGUCUCGUGUCGUGCGUGCAACGGAGCGUGACAGACACACCCAGCUCAGAACUUUUGCAAAAUCACACAAGAUUACACGUCUUGGACUAUGGCCGGCUGAACGUCCUAGUGCCUUUAGUCGUUUAAAAAAAACAUAUAAUUUUAAGAAAAUGUUUGCUAUCAAUUAAAUAACGCAGUUUAAAUUUAAAUAAAAAUAUAUUGUGUUAUUAUUAAUCUCAAUAAACAAUAAUUAAUAACAGUAUCGAAAUAAAAAGUAAUCGCUUGAAUAAAUUGUCAACGCGCGCCUUUGACAUUAGAAAGCGCGGGAAAGCAGAGGCGUUUUUUCAGUUUUAACUUGAACCAAUUGCUUAUAAUUUUGAGUGGUAUUCGUCAAUUGUAAUAUUGAUAAAUUUUUAAACGGUGAAGUGGACUUUAGUAUUUUGUUAUAAAAUGGAAUAAUAAUGAAUAAAGUGAGACUAUGAUAGCAGCAAUGUUGAGUAUAUUGUUUUGGUGUCCGGUGCUCGCGGCGGUGCAGACUUUGACCAUAGAUUCGCAGCUUGGGACUUCCAUUGAAGAUUGCUUCGACCGCAUAUCGAUCGGCGAGCAACUCUCCCCGGACGCCAUCUAUCGGAACAUCACGGAACUAACGACGCGCGAGUGCGAGACGCUCUGCAAGCAGGACAAGCAAUGCCAGACCUUCGAUUACGGGGUUGGUGCUAAAGGCAACGCCACCUGCAACCUCAGCACCCUUGGCGACUCAGACCUUCGCGUCCAGAACUUAAUCCAACGGCACCCAGACUACGAUAUCUACGUCCGCAGGGUCCUCUGCGAACAGAUGGCCCCCACCCCCCUCCAACCCCAGUUUGAUGAAGAUAACCCUCCACUCCAUCGCCCUGUUUUCCGCCCUGAUGAGGAGGAACCCAAAAACCCCUUAUCAGACGACUUUUCAGACUUAAGGCCUUUUGAAACAAGACCUUACUUCAGACCACCAAGACCUAACUAUAUAGACAACGAUAGACCUGAUGAUUACAAUUCAAAACCGAAUUUAGAUAACCCUCCUAGCUACGGAGCGCAUAGACCUCCUGAAAUACCGUACAGACCAAUCAGACCUUACCCUGAACCUAUUCAACCUGAACCGUAUAUGCCUGAGAGACCAUGGAUAAGGCCAGAUGACCCAUAUAGACCACAACGACCAAGACCAGAUGUACCAUAUGGUCCUGAAAAACCGUUAAGGCCAGAGGAUUAUAGACCUAUAAGGCCGAAUGACCCAUAUGGAUCUGACCUAAGACCUGAUGAUCCUUACAAGCCGGAUAGACCAUUAAGACCUGAUCCUUAUAGGCCUGAAAGGCCAGGCUCAUAUAGACCUGAUGAACCAUACAGACCUAGUUCUAAUAGGCCUUAUAACUAUUCGCGUCCAAAACCGGAUCCAUAUGAUGAGCUGCAGUUUCAAGGGGGCUACGGAAGACCAAAACCAGACCCAGGUCUUUGGAGACCAGACCCUAUCUAUCCACCUUCACCAAAUGAUGAUGUUCCUGACUUAUACGGACUUAAGCCACUAAGACCUGAAAGUCCUCCAUAUAAACCCCAAGACCCUGAGUAUCACUACAUUGUCAGACCAAAUAAAAAACCAAGACCUCAACAUGAUUACAACAAACCUGCUGAAGACCCAUAUAAACCUAAUAAACCUGACUACGAAUCAAACAGACCUGAUCCAUACUCACCGAGUAAACCUGAUCCAAUUGAAGAUAGUGGUUACGGAAAUAAACCAAUUCAGGAUUAUCCAACAAAACCAAAUGAUGGGUACAAGCCUAAACCAGACCCAUAUGGUCCUGGGCCAAUAGGACCACCAGAUAGACCUUACAGACCAAACAGACCUUACUAUGGCUAUCCAUCAAGACCUAGUGAAAAACCUAGCUACAGUUACAACAGUCAAUACGCUAGCGGUUAUGGCCAGAGUCAAGAUAACUCAAUCUAUUUAGAAAUAUAUGAUCCCCCAAGACCUUAUAAGCCAAUGAGACCUUUAAAUGACAAGCCAUAUCCAAGUCAUGGUUAUGGUCAAAAUUAUGGCUAUGGUAGCUACACAGGCCAUCAUUCUUAUGCUCCACCUUCUAACAGUCACUUAGGAUAUGGUCCAGUAGAAUCUGGUCUGUAUAGUCAGAAUUAUAACAGACCUGGUGACGAAAGACCUGACCGGCCUUAUGGUCAAGGUUCUUACGGAAGUCAGAAUUUUGAUCACUCAUCUAGUGGAUAUGGUCACCAAAAGCCUCAAGUUUCUAAACCAUCGUAUGGAAGCCAAGGUUCAUAUGGUCAAAAUGAUUUUACUGGUGACCAUGGUGGGUCAAGCUAUGGUGUUGAUCGACCAUCUUAUGGUCAAGAUAACAAACCUUAUGGUCUCAAUGAUAGGCCUUCAUAUACCAGUCCUAAACCUUCUUAUGGUAUUAGUCAUGAUAGUACUUACGGUAGUACUCAAAGACCUCUUUAUGGAGAAACUCAGGAAAAACCUUCAUAUGGAGCUCAGAUACCAUCCUAUGGGAAUCAAGAUCCGAACAGACCAGACGCAAAUGACAAACCUUAUGGGGAUAAUCAAAAUUAUGGUCAAAGUGAUUAUAAGCCCAGUCAGAAGCCUAAUGAGACCUAUGAUAGACCUGAUGUUAGACCGGUUUAUGAAUAUGAACUAGAAAAACCUGGAAAUGUUCCUAGUUACAUAGUGAAACCUAAUGGUGAUGUAAUUACUUCAAGACCUGUGACUGUUGGUGAUUAUGGGAAACCAACCUAUGAUAGACCAGGAUAUGGGGAUCCAAAUUACGAGGAUAAGCCAGGAUAUGGCAAACCAGGUCAUGGGUAUGGAGAAAAACCACAGUAUGGAGGGUAUGGAGACCAGCCAGCAUAUGACAGACCAGCGUAUGGGGGUGGCAAUAGUUAUGGGUCUAAACCAGGGUAUGGGGAUAAACCUGGAUACGAAAGGCCAGACUAUGGUGACAAGCCUGCAUAUGAUAGACCUACGUAUGGAAGUGGAGAUAGUAAUAGACCUGGGUAUGGGUCUAAGCCAGGGUAUGGUGGCAAACCUGAAUUUGAUACGCCAGAGUAUGGCGCUAAGCCAGAAUAUGGUGGUGGGGCCAGCAAUGGACCUGGAUAUGGAUCUAAACCUGGAUAUAGUGACAAACCUGGAUAUGAUACAGGGUAUGGAGAUAAACCAGGUUAUGGGGAUGACGGCAACAGGCCAGGAUAUGGAGACGCAGGAUACAGAGAUCCAGGGAAGCUGGGCAGUUAUAAAGGUUAGUGCAUAACUCUUAUUAGAUCAAGGCGUUUCAAAAAAAGUUGUUUCAACUUACUUCUGUUUUUACUCAGCUCGAUCACCCCUACGACUACAUCACGUUAUUUUUAUUUGAGUCUCAAAUACUGAAAAAAUGUAUCGC